CGCCCGUUGACAUUUUCAAUCUUCUCUCCAGGGGCCUCACUCCCUCUAUUUUCCACUUUUACCCAUUGAUGGACUUAUAAAGGUGCGGAAUUAUGGUUGAAGGACACUAGUCUGCCGGGAAAUGGAUACCGAGUGUCCAAUUUGUCUGGAAAUCAUCACACCUCUGAGUGGGAAGACUCUACUCGUUUCUGAAGUAUGCGACCAUAAAAUAUGCGACGUUUGCGCCGAACGACAGCUGGCAUCUCAAGCUGGUCAUACACAGUGCGCCAUAUGCCGCUGUCACAUUACACGUAUGUCAUUCGUCCCCUUUGACAUUUGCUCCAUCUACUACAACUCACACAAGGAUGCUAGAAAAAGGGUUUUGCAAGUGUACAAUGACACGAGGAUUAACUUCCAGACAACUCCAGAGUAUAAUAAAUACCUCGAAGAUCGCGAAGCACUAAUUGUUGAGCUGGCGACUUGUAAGAACGAGGUGAGGAGGAAAACGCUGGAGCAAGAAAUAAAGAGCUACGAGAGAGCCAACGCAUCAAGGAUAUCGGAAAAUAUCGCAGUCCAGAAGGCUGAACAUCGCAAACGCAUACGCUCAAUAGUGGAAAAGGAAAAAACAUUUUACGAAAUUGUGGACAAGGGAGCUCCAUUCAAUCCGCACAAACUACAAGAUCUGAUACAUCCACUGCAAAAAUCGUGUCCCUCGUACUUUUUAGAUGAAGGAGCUGUCCUGGCCUCCAAGGGAGAAUCCAAGCCCCUAAAUGCGGCAAUAAGGUCAGAUUCUGAUAUACAAAGACGUGUCUACACCUCAAGGAUCGAAUUUUUGGAGUCUGAUAUUGCUGGAGGAUACUCAAAGGAUCUUGUUUCAACAAAGUGCAAGAUGCUUACCAUGGCAACUCUCCUUUGGAACAUUUAA
Theileria equi strain WA is the source of this 904-nucleotide messenger RNA. Its product is annotated as CDK-activating kinase assembly factor, putative. Lineage: Eukaryota; Apicomplexa; Aconoidasida; Piroplasmida; Theileriidae. The record is from RefSeq and is a predicted model, not a curated record. Gene Ontology annotation, cellular component: transcription factor TFIIH holo complex. Gene Ontology annotation, biological process: regulation of cyclin-dependent protein serine/threonine kinase activity; regulation of transcription by RNA polymerase II; DNA repair. The coding region runs from base 122 to 904 and encodes 260 amino acids. The transcript has 9 exons.